Molecule: messenger RNA, 2121 nt
Organism: Melopsittacus undulatus (budgerigar)
Lineage: Eukaryota; Metazoa; Chordata; Aves; Psittaciformes; Psittaculidae
Gene: LIAS
Product: lipoic acid synthetase
Exons: 11
Coding region: 57-1211 (384 amino acids)
Biological process (GO): lipoate biosynthetic process
Cellular component (GO): mitochondrion
Molecular function (GO): lipoate synthase activity; 4 iron, 4 sulfur cluster binding
Source: RefSeq, a predicted model, not a curated record
CGGCGUGGCGGAGCGCCGAGAGGAUCGAUCGGACUAGUAGCUCCGCGGACUCCGCCAUGUCGCUGCUGCCGCGGGGCCGCCGCUGCGAGGCUGCAGCCACGGCCGCCCGGCGGCUGCUGAUGGGGACCCGGGCACGGGUGUCUGGGAGCCAUGUGUGUAACCAAUACACAACAUCAGGUUCUUUGACAGAGGAAAAAAGAGAGUUUCUGCAAAGCGGACCAGACUUGCAAGACUUUGUAUCUGGGGAUCUGUCAGACAAGAGCACAUGGGCUGAGUAUAAAGGCAACUUAAAGCGUCAGAAAGGAGAAAGGCUGCGACUCCCUCCAUGGCUGAAAACAGAGAUUCCCAUGGGAAAGAACUACAAUAAACUAAAGAAUACCUUGAGAAGUUUAAAUCUCCAUACGGUAUGUGAAGAAGCACGUUGUCCCAACAUUGGAGAAUGCUGGGGAGGUGGUGAGUACGCUACAGCUACAGCUACCAUUAUGCUGAUGGGUGACACAUGCACUAGAGGUUGCAGAUUUUGUUCAGUGAAGACAGCAAAAAAUCCACCUCCCCUGGAUCCGGAGGAGCCUUACAACACAGCAAAGGCCAUAGCUGAGUGGGGCUUGGACUACGUUGUCUUAACGUCUGUGGACAGGGACGAUAUGCCUGACGGUGGAGCAGAACACUUUGCAAAGACUGUCUCUCAUCUGAAAGAAAGAAAUUCAAAGAUCCUGGUAGAAUGCCUCACUCCCGAUUUUCGGGGGGAUCUGCAGGCUGUGGAGAAGGUAGCGCUGUCGGGGCUGGACGUGUACGCACACAACGUGGAGACGGUGCCGGCGUUACAGAGGAAGGUCCGUGAUCCCCGAGCCAACUUUGAGCAGUCCAUACGUGUGCUGAAGCACGCCAAAGAGGUCCAGCCCCGCGUCAUCACUAAAACCUCCAUUAUGCUGGGGCUAGGUGAGACAGAUGAGCAAGUAUAUUCCACGAUGAAAUUGUUGCGGGAAGCAGAUGUGGAUUGUUUGACCCUAGGACAGUACAUGCAACCAACAAAACGUCACUUAAAGGUUGAGGAGUACGUAACUCCUGAAAAAUUUAAGUACUGGGAAAAAGUAGGAAAUGAUCUUGGAUUCCAUUACACUGCUAGUGGGCCGUUGGUGCGCUCCUCCUACAAAGCAGGUGAAUUCUUCUUGAAGAACUUGGUAGAAAAAAGAAAGACAAAAGCCAUCUGAAAAUACGAAUGAACCGUUUUAAAGCAGCCAGUUUCAAGGAUCCUCUUUUCAGCACGUAAUUAUGCGCAGUUCCAGAAAUGCAGAAGACCAGAUGGUGGAUGCAUGAAUAAACUUACUAUCUUUCCAGAACACACUUCUCCCACCAAAGUACUUGACAUUAUUUUACCUUGUUCCUUCUGGCAAGGCUACAACUACAUAGUACUUGUAGUGUUCAGCAGAAGAUCAGAAGAUAGAACUGUGUGAUAGGACUGUGACUGGUUUUGCAAAUGAUGGAAAUGAGGUGGAAGAAGUGUAAGCUGAAAAAAAAAUCUGAUUUAAGUAAACAGGUUUGAUACCACCGUCAGAAUUGCUGCUGUUUAUACUUGUGAAGGUGCUAAUAGUAAUGUGAAAGGUACUGGUAUUUUGGUGUAUCUUACCAUUAAGUAACAUGAGCUUGUAAGGGCUCUGGGAACCAGAGGCGUUCUAAAGAAAGCCUGUGCAUGACAAAGGACCAGAUUAGGGCUGUUUGAGCUACCUUGAGGUGUGUAAUAGACCUUUGAGAGACAGUAUCUCUUACCUGCAUCUUAAUGAGAUGUGCCAUUCUCAUAGCUAACAAGAAAAUCCCUUUUCAGGUGCUUGCAUGUUCUAAAAGCAUGAGCCUUGGUAAACACAAGGUAUCAAGUUGAAAGAAAGCAGCAGUCCUCUGUGGCAAGACAACCUUGUGUAGAUACCAUAGAAUUGAAACCACAUGGAAACUGAGUUGCCAUAGCAGCAUAAAUAUAGCCACCCCUAGCUUGGGUGCAUGACCAUAACAGACUCCACUGAGUUACACAGGUGCUGCUUUGGUAUGGGUCUGCAGGACUGCUGCUAUUCUGUACCGUGCUUCUGCUCCAUAGCUAUUGUCUGUCAUUAAAGGAGAGUUAAAAACCCA